CAGAUUUGUCAAGAAUGCAGUUGGGAUAUUCUCUGGGCCUUCGAUCUAGUACACUAUCUGUCGUCCUGUGGUUUACUCCGGAUCUGGUUAGCGUUCGUAAAGGCUCUUGUCGCAGGAAGAGGUCCAAGUUGGCGAACAUCCAUUUGUACGUUGAUCGGCAAGGGAAAAGACCUGAGUCACAAUGCCACAGUGGGGAGGAGGCGAAGUAUGUCCUGCUUGCAACAAGUCAGUGUACAAGGCAGAGGAAGCACCUACCAAAGUACAAAGCCGGACGUUUCAUAAGCUCUGCUUCAAGUGUGCGACGUGCAACAAGAUGUUGGACUCCACCACAGUGGCUGAGCAUGAAUUGAAGCUGUUCUGCAGGAAUUGUCACGGGAAACACUAUGGGCCGAAGGGGGUUGGUUUCGGUGGCGGCGCCGGCACGCUCAGCAUGGACAGCGGGGAGAGAUUUGCAUCCAAGAAGUAUGCAUGCAAAAGACUGUUGGACUCAACUACCGUGGCUCAUCAUGAUCUGAAGCUGUACUGCAAAAAUUGCUACGGCAAAUUCCACGGGCCGAAGGGGGUUGGCUUCGGAUCUGGAGCCGGCUCACUUAGUAUGGACAGCGGGGAGAGAUUUGGAGGCCCAAGAAACGAGAAGAAGCUGUUUUAAUUUCGUAAAGAAAAUAUGAUUUAUGACUGUGUACUAGAUUAUGGUUCUGUUGAAUAGUUCUCUGCGAGUUAUCUGAAAUAAGCUUGAUUACGAGCAGAUAUUUAUACGCUGCCUCAGGAAGUUGGUUUCUGAAGUAUUUUUUAAACACUUUUGCAUGAAAAGCUUGCUUGCACAGAAUGAAAUUUAAAAUUUCAAAGCUGAUCAAACUUUAAUUAUUUAAGGUAAUAAAUUUUGCCCUCUCCCUGGAAUCCUGAUUUUAGACUCCUUUUGGAACAAUCCUGCACAGAGCAUCAAAAUGUUUGAAUCAAUGCUUUCAAUGUCCAAAGCUCAGAAAAAGGAAUAGGCAGAGAUGAAAAGACACAGAAAAAAGAGCAUCGGGGGUUGUUUUACACAUCAACAAGAGCGCAGAAUGUGCAAAGUUCGAUAAACAGGCAAGUCUCUAAGAGAUAGACCUGUUGGGAGGAGUUGCACUAGCCCGCUAGCCAUUCACCCAUAGCCCCAUUAUAGGUUUUCAUAAUCUUACGACGUUUUUACCUUCGAAUAGUUGUAUUGAAAAUUAGAGUUUAAGACUUGACUCACGUAAAUCUCUUGUUUCUCACGAUCUGCUAUAUACAUGUACAUACCUAGGACUUUUUUCUAUUGGGUAGGUAUAAAACAGAUAAUGAAAGAUGAAAGAUUUCGAUUGGUCUGAUCGUUAACCCUCGUUUUCCUUUCUAAUCCUUCUAAUCCUCGUGCAAAUCUCAUAGAGGUCAAAAGCCAACAUAGUAACCUAUUAACGUUGAUCAAAAUCGUUUAUUACAGACAGCAUUUUCGUCACUUUUAGUGUCUCAAAGAAAUAAAUGUACAUGUGCAAUCUCGCUCAGAAUUCACACAACACCAAAUUCUCGCUUUGGUGGCUGGAAAAUUCACUCCAUUGAAAAUUUAAGGAAACGUAACAUUAAUUGUAUGCAUGAUGUUUGCCAAUUUCCCAACAGUUUAAGAAGCAAUAAAUAAAAUAAUGAUACAGGUUGGAAAAUUUUGA
This is a messenger RNA of Acanthaster planci (crown-of-thorns starfish), 1670 nucleotides long. Its product is annotated as cysteine and glycine-rich protein 2-like. Gene Ontology annotation, biological process: sarcomere organization; muscle tissue development. Gene Ontology annotation, cellular component: cytoplasm; nucleus; Z disc. NCBI's taxonomy places the organism in Eukaryota, Metazoa, Echinodermata, Asteroidea, Valvatida, Acanthasteridae. The record is from RefSeq and is a predicted model, not a curated record. Gene Ontology annotation, molecular function: actinin binding; structural constituent of muscle.